Molecule: messenger RNA, 2187 nt
Organism: Dreissena polymorpha
Lineage: Eukaryota; Metazoa; Mollusca; Bivalvia; Myida; Dreissenidae
Product: CD109 antigen-like
Exons: 18
Coding region: 125-1984 (619 amino acids)
Molecular function (GO): endopeptidase inhibitor activity
Source: RefSeq, a predicted model, not a curated record
UAUCAAGCGCUCGCCGUUGUUUACAAGAUUCAGUUUAGUUCGUCGAAAACAUUUCCGCAUCCUCGCUUUUCAGACAGGUAUAUUAGCGCAGAAAUAAAAUACCAUUAACAUUUACACCGACGAGAUGUUACAAGGCAUACAGCACGGUAUAAUUGUAGCGGGUAUAUUAUUGGUGACGUCACAACAUGCUGAAUGCGUGAAUUCGUACCUGUUCGUAGCGCCGAACGCUUUUCGGCCUGGUCAAACAUACAGUGUUCAUGGUCAGUUACUUCGGCCAGUGUCAAGCCCGGUCACCGUGGAGGUAAAACUGACAGGAACUGAGACUGUGGCGGUCACUGCCGCAACCUUUAACGACCAGAAUGAUUUCACGGUCAAGCUGAUUAUUCCAAACAGUGUUAGUAAAGGCAAAUUUCGCCUGGAGAUCGAAGGUUCGGGAGGGUUGACAUUCAACGAAACCAAGGACGUAAGGCUCGAGCCCAAGGUGACAUCUGUAUACAUACAGACUGACAAGGCUGUCUACAAACCUGGACAAACCGUUCACUUCCGAGUGUUUGGAGUUACGCCAGAUCUUCGUGUUGUAUUUGACAAACUCCAAGUGGAAUUAUAUGAUCCAAAGGACAACAAAAUCAACCAAUGGCACGUAGAUGCGGCGGAAGUGACGUCACUAGGGGGCGUGUACGUCCAGCACCAGGUCAUGUCGGAGUCCCCCGUGCUCGGCACGUGGAAACUGAAGGCUAAACUGCUCUCGUACGAGGGAGACUACGAAGAAAAGACAUUUAAAGUUGACGAGUAUGUUCUGCCAAAAUUUGAAGUUGAACUUGACCUUCCGAGCUUCGGACGAACACAAGAAAACGAAUUCACUGGAAACAUAAAAGCGAAGUAUACAUUCGGCAAGCCCGUCAAAGGGGAGGUAGAGCUGCGAGUGAGCCCAAAACACGAACAGUUUGAGUGGAAAAAUGGGCAGCGUGUUAAAACCAGCACAACUUUUGAAAUGAAAAUGCCAAUGGACGGCAAAGCGAGUUUUACGAUAGCUACAUCUCGACUGGAACAGUUAAGAGGUAGUCUAGAUGGUGCCGUACUUGUCUUUGAGGCAAACGUGACGGAAAGUUUGACGCGUAUGAAGCAAGGCGAUACACAGGAAGUGACAUUUUACAAGGAACCCUUGAAGCUGGAGUUUCCUGCGUCACUUCCGGAGACAUUUAAACCUGGGAUGACAUAUGAAGCUGUGGUUAAGGUAUCGCAACGUGACGACACUCCUCCAGCCAGCGUUGAAGGCCAACUGAAUGUUACGGUGACGGAGUUCCGGAAGCAAAACGACACUAAACCUGUUAUUGUUCCAAGGGUUGGUAACGAUCGCGUUAAGAGGCGCAUCGCGCGCCCAAAUCCCUCAAGGGAGCUGGUUGCAACAGAGCGCCCCACGGUGUUGUAUACAGUUCCAGCGGACGGCAUAGUCGAGUUUCCGAUAUCCGUUGAUCAACGGGUAGAGAAAAUUACAGUUCAGGCAAAGCUGAAUACCGUAAAAGUUUCAAAAACGCUCAAAAAGAGGCACUCUCCCAGCGCCAACUUUCUGCAGUUGCGAUCUCUGACGAAUAAACCCAAGGCGGGCGAGACGAUGGCGAUUGCAAUUAGAGCAACCGAAUCAGUUGAUGAUGUUAUCUAUCAGAUAUACGCCCGAGGCCAACUCAUUAAAAGCGGUAACAUCACAGUGAAGAGAAAGAGUAAAACAUGGAAAUUUCAAGCAUCACAUCACAUGGCGCCAAAAUCUCAAAUCUUGGUGAUGUACGUCAGAGCGGACGGGGAGUUGGUGGCAGACGCACUCUCCAUUAAUGUAGAUGGAGCGUUCAUGAAUAAGGUGACAGUGAAUUUCAAUACAACCGAGGCAGUGCCGUCGGACAAGAUACGUUUAGACGUAUCUGCUGACGUCGGUUCGACUGUCAACGUGCUAGGCGUUCGACAAGAGUGUAUUGUUGCUAGGAACCGGUAACGAUAUCACACAGUCACAGGUAGUACAAGAUUUAAACGGCUACUCACUGAAGUCUCUGACCUCCUCGUCGUUAGGUCGUCCAUUUCCGGUGUGCGACUGGUUCUGCUGGCGAUGGCCACUUCCGGUUGGCGGGGAGGACGUCAAGGAUGUCAUUGAUGAAUCCGGAGUCGUUAUUCUUACCGACGCUACCGUGUACGAAUGUA